Closterium sp. Naga37s-1 is the source of this 774-nucleotide messenger RNA. The record is from the annotation of a GenBank genome assembly. Lineage: Eukaryota; Viridiplantae; Streptophyta; Zygnematophyceae; Desmidiales; Closteriaceae.
AUGACGGUAGUUAACAGAGUGGUGAAGCCCCCUGGUGGCGACUCCACCGCCGAUGUGCUCAACUGGAGCGAGGGCGCUGACGCUGGCGUUCCCGAUGUGCUUGGUAGCGGAAAGAAGUGCAUCAAGCGCCUUAGCCAGAAGAACUUCGAGAGCCAAGUGGUCCUCGCCCACGUGGAGGCUGACACCAAGCAAUCAGAGACUCCCGAGGUUGCACCCGCUUCCGACAACAUCUUCACGCCGUCCGAUCAGACCGACCGUCCCAGCGUGCGCCUCCACCAGCCUGCAGGCGGCAAGAGCCAGAUCCUGUUCGGCGACGAGGACUACCUGCCGACCAAGGCGCUGUGCCCGCAGAAGCUGACGGACCUCAUGGGCACUCUCAGCUGCGAGCCCGACAGCGAGGAGAAGCGCCGCCCGCUGUGCCAGGCGAAGCUUAAGGACCUGUACGGCUCGCUGUCCCUGUACGGGGAGGAAGUUGUGGAGGAGGUCCGCCCGUCCAUCACCGUGCACCAGCUUCCCGGUGGUGCGAGUUCUAUUAUCUUCGGCGGAGACACGCCCCCCAGCCCGCCGAAACGUCGACCGUCCGAUCGGAAGAUCAUCGAUUUGAUGGGUCGCGGGACGAUGGAGCCGACGGACGCUGGGAAGCAGCAGCUUAGCGCGGCAAAGCGUCGCGAGCUGCAGGGAGAGGAUAUCUUCGCGGACGGAAAGCUCAACAUCCGCAGCUGCAUCGGCAUCCACCAACCGCCUGGUGGUGGGAGCUCGCUGUCGCUGGUGUGA